This is a messenger RNA of Arachis duranensis, 2548 nucleotides long. RefSeq lists its product as uncharacterized. NCBI's taxonomy places the organism in Eukaryota, Viridiplantae, Streptophyta, Magnoliopsida, Fabales, Fabaceae. The transcript is spliced from 16 exons. The record is from RefSeq and is a predicted model, not a curated record. The coding region runs from base 870 to 2264 and encodes 464 amino acids.
CAGUUACCAUAUGUGCAAAGCAAAUCCCUAAUUGCCUUCUCUGCUUCUCAUUCAUCGAGCUUCACUGCUUCACUGAAGCUGCUUCAGAGGUGAUUAUGUGAAGUGAACUGAGAACGUUCAACGCCUCACUCUCACACGGGUCGAGCCACCGCCGUCGAGCCACCGCAGAGCCGUCGAGAACUGAGAACGCGCUAGCCUCUCUCUGUCUCUCACACUCAGUCCACAGCUCCUGGUCCUCCCUUACUUCCGUCCAGCCACCGCCUGCUAUCGUCGCCGUCGGAACGUCCAGCUUCGAAGAGCCACCGCCUGCUUCCUCACCUCCCCUUCAUCGCGCAGCAGCCGUCGCAACCUUCCUUCCUCUCCAUCGCGCAGCCACCGGGCGAACGUGGAAGCCUCAGUCGCGCAGUCACUGUCCGUCGGCGCCAGCUCUGGUCCACUGCAGCCACUGCCUGUUCGAAGGCCGUUCGAAGCCCAUUCGAAGGUGAAACUUGUCGUGGUGUCUUCCUCUUGCAUGCUCUGUUCAAGGUUUCUAGCUUCUAGCCCUAAACGUGUCUCUUCUCUGACGAGUCUCUUUCUCAUCACACUCUCACUCACUCACUCACUCACUCACUGUCUCGCACUCAAGCUCGUCGUCGCGCUCUAUGUCGUCACCGCCGUCUCUCACUCACUCGCUGCCUUCCCUGCGCUCGUCUUCGCCGGCGGCAGAAGCAGACUGAACCAGCAUCUGGUCCCUCGGCUGGUCACCUCUGUCUCUUCUUGCUUCAGCCGCCAGUUGGUCAGAUUCCUUCACCGUCAGUUAGUCCCUGGGCAGGUGGUGUUUUGUGGUUCCAGAAUUUAACAGAGCUCUCUCAAGUUAACAAAGACCAACGAUGGACGUCAACGACCCUUUAGAUUUCGAGGUAGAGGAUGAAUUUCUCAAACCCCCGCCCAAGGUUAGCAAUAGAAGGAGGAAGAAGGUUAUUGGGUUGGAUGAUCUUCUUACUGAUCAUUUAAGAGAACAGGAAAAGCUCAAAGAAGAACAGAAUGAGCAGGAAAAGCCAAAGACAAAAAAGGCUAAGAAGGAUGCAAGUUCCUAUGAUGAUGAUGAAGAUCCCAGGGAAGCUUACUUGACAAAACUUGUUGAGAAGUGUGAAAAUCAGUUGAAAGAUUUUGGUGAAGAAGAAGAUAUUCCUCUCUGGGGAGUGAAAGUCUUUGGAGAUAAGAAAGCCUUUCCACCGCUGGAAUUUCCUGAGCUUGGAAGCUGCAACCUUCUGCAGUCAUUUUUGAACAGUGAGCUGAAUUCAGUGGUGGAAUUGGCAGCCGAAAAAGGUGAUAACUUUCUUGAAGGAUUGCUCAUCAAUGGUUGGCUUCCAAAAUUAGCAUUCCUCUGUGGUCAUAUAGAAAAACCAGUAGCCAUUUGGUCCUUCAACACAAUGUUAUAUUCAUCAAAUGAAGAGCUUCGAAACUCAUCCUCUGACUUUUGGUGUGCAGUUCUCUCUUCUAGAAAAGAGGUUGAUCAAUUGCCUGUCAAAAUUGGUUGGUUUCCUGAGUACUCAGAUUUGAGAACAGCUCUUGACACUUAUGGGUUUCUUUUUGAAUUUUCAUCCAGUGGUGAACCCAAAGAUUUAGAUUCUGACACUGGAGAACCACUCCAAAAUAUUAGAGCCUGGCUCAAAUUUGUCACUGCUUGUUGUCUAAUACGGAGUAAAAGACCAGUAUUUUCUGUUGUAGAAGCUGAAGAACUCAUUGAAAUUAUUAUAUGUCUAUUUCUAGAUCGCCAGUUUCAAGGUUUAUUAGUGCUUUUGAAUGAUUGCGUAGAAGCAAUUGUCAAUUACUUCACAGACCAGGAAUGGCAUUCAAGUUGUGAGAACAUAGCAAAAUUCAUUGCUUCCAGAGUCUCAAAGGAUUUGAAUUGCAUCCAAUCUGUUGAGUGCAUACCGGUAGCUAGCUCCCGUUGUAAGCAACUUAAGAGUGCCGUAGCGUAUCAGAACCUACUUUCCUGUUUUGAUGGAGCCCACAAUGGAGAAGACAUCCUGAGAUUGCUUAGGGCAAUUAACUUCAAAGACAAAAGUUGCGAUUUCUUCAAGAUGUACAUUCACCUAGUUUUGACAGAGAACUGGGUUUUGUCCAACUCAUUAAUCGAAGACAAUCCAGUAAUCUAUGAAAUGUUCUGUCUUUUUCUAAGACAAUGCUCUAGCUUGAUUUCAGCAUCGGACCUACGAUCAUAUGCGUCAAAGGUUCGUCAUAGGGCCGCAUAUCUUAUGCACUUCUCCAUCUACAAGUAGUUGGUUUCUUUCUGCCUUAAAUGACCAUAUUUUGAAGGGUGAGAGUUUGCAAGAUUGAAGUGGCAUGGCUUCUGCAACCUUAUUUUGACCGAGAUUCUUCAGAGUCCCGGAUAUUUUUGCUUCUUGUUGGGUGGCAUGAAUCAAUAUCUAAAAUAUAAGUAGCUGACAAUUAUGAAUUAUCUACCUUUUAUCCAAUUUCCUUUUGUUAAAUGCCAUGCGUUUGUAAAAUCCAUUGUAUAUCAAUCAAAUUCUUUUAUCCAAAGCUACAUCUCACGUUGCAUUUC